Molecule: messenger RNA, 801 nt
Organism: Condylostylus longicornis
Lineage: Eukaryota; Metazoa; Arthropoda; Insecta; Diptera; Dolichopodidae
Gene: Osi3
Exons: 3
Coding region: 1-801 (266 amino acids)
Source: RefSeq, a predicted model, not a curated record
AUGCACUAUAUACGUAAGAUGCAUGGGGUUCAUACUGUUAAUCGGCGCCAAUUGGAAGAAGGUUUUAUACGUAAACUGAACGUGAAAUGCAGUCAGCGGGAUAAUCAUUCAUGUAUGAUGCUUAAACUCAUUGUAUACAUGAAUAGAAUAUUUAAGAAAUCUUCAAUUGAUAUCAAUGAAAAUCUUAAAGUUACUCAAACCAGAGAGCCAACAAUUUCUGAUGAUAAUGAUAAUGAAGAUGAUGAAAUGCUUGCUAGAUCAAUGGAAAAUAGUGAUAAUGAAGCUUUAGGUAUAAUUAUUGGAGAAAAAAUAUGGCGAUUUAUUCGAAGCCGGGAAUUACGUUAUCAUGUAGCUGAUAAUGCUGAUUUAAUUGUAACAACAGAACCAAAAGGAAAUCUUCAUCUUGGUUUAUCAAUAAGUCCAAUUGGAGCUGUUGAAGAGGGACGUGGUAAAAUGAAAAAUUAUAUGCCAAUAAUGGCAAUGAUGAUGGCAAAAAUGGGAAUGGUAACAGCAUUAUUUUUAAAAGGUUUAAUGUUAUUAACUGGUAAAGCAUUAAUUGUAUCAAAAUUAGCUCUAAUAUUAGCUGUAAUUAUUGGUUUAAAAAAAUUAUUAAGUAAAAAACAUGUUACAUAUGAAGUUGUAGCACAUCCACAUCAUCAUGAACCACAUCAUGAUACAUAUAGUACUGGUUGGGGUAGAGCAUUAGAUGGAUUUUUAGAUGGUGUAGCUGAAUUACCAGCAAAAAUUCUUGAUUCACAUGAGAUGGCGUAUAGUGGACAAAAGCCUGAAAAUAAUUUUUAG